AUGGAGGACCUGGUGCUGCCUUGGGGCUAUCCCCUGGAGACCUACCCUGUGGAGACGGAGGACGGCUUUGUGCUGCGGCUGUACCGCAUCCCCUACGGCGUGAAGAACUCGACAAAGCCAGACCCCAGGAAGCCGGUGGUCCUCCUGAUCCACGGCAUCACGCUGGCCAGCAGCUGCUUCGUGGUGCUGGACCCAGAGUCGAGCAUGGGGUUCUACCUGGCGGAUGCAGGCUUCGAUGUGUGGAUGCUGAACACGCGCUCCAACACAUACAGCCGUGGCAACAGGUACCGCGGUGACACCUCUGUCGCGUACUGGCAGUACUCCAUCGACGAGCUGGCCCUGCUCGACCUCCCAGCUCAGAUAGACUUCAUCCUGAAGUUCACCGGGAAACCCAGCCUCGCGACGGUCGGCCACUCCCAGGGCUGCACGCUGCCGCUCAUGCUGCUGUCCGCAAAGCCGGAGUACAAUGCAAAGGUCUGGCUGAUGAUGCAGAUAGGGGCGGUGACUCAUGCGGAGGAGAUACAAGCAAAGUAUAUGCGGCACCAGGCGGAGCUGCGCUCGGCCCAGAAGGUGCUGGGCGGCGCAGCCAUCGGGAACUUCAUCAUGAACUCUGUCACUUCGCAGCUCAUCUCGUCCUGCAACGGCACCUACUCGCGGCUCCGCUACUGUCAGAAGCUGAUCCACUUCUUGGUGGGCGGCUUGUGA
This is a messenger RNA of Monoraphidium neglectum, 705 nucleotides long. RefSeq names its product lipase, gastric. The transcript is spliced from 4 exons. Gene Ontology annotation, biological process: lipid metabolic process. The record is from RefSeq and is a predicted model, not a curated record. NCBI's taxonomy places the organism in Eukaryota, Viridiplantae, Chlorophyta, Chlorophyceae, Sphaeropleales, Selenastraceae. The coding region runs from base 1 to 705 and encodes 234 amino acids.